Molecule: messenger RNA, 1082 nt
Organism: Zonotrichia leucophrys gambelii
Lineage: Eukaryota; Metazoa; Chordata; Aves; Passeriformes; Passerellidae
Gene: TMEM140
Product: transmembrane protein 140
Exons: 4
Coding region: 331-987 (218 amino acids)
Source: RefSeq, a predicted model, not a curated record
CGCAGCCAGCGCAGCUCCGCCGGCAGCCGCAGAACCGCUUGUGUCCUAUCCCGGCACCAGAGCCCUCUGCAGCGUGUUCCAGCUCCGCUCCCACCCACAUGGGCAGCCCAUUGAGAAAAAUGGGCAUCCUCCAUGUGAGCUUCCAGUCCCUCCAGAAGCCUUUUGAGAAGAAGCCCUCCAAGGGAGGCUACAAGAAGUGAGGGGAAAGCGACCAGGGGAAGUGGACAACGUGAAGCAGAAGCCUACAGGACGGCAUUAGAGGACAGUACACAUUCCAGGGAGAGGAGCAAAGUCGGCUUUGCCAACCAGGCUGAGAGAGGAGCAAGGUGGAUGGCAAUCACAGGCAUCCCCACAGCAGCUCUUACCAUGGUAGCAGGAAAGCAUGCAGGCACCAGGAUGGGUGUGCUGCCACAGUGGUGUGCCAAGAACCUGCUGCCCGCGCUGGCUUUACUGGAGGCUGUUGGGACCCUGGCCCUGAUGUGCUACGCUCUGCUGUACGAGGCCGGGAACCUGGUGAACCUCCCUGACAAAUGCAUUGGCUUUUACAACUUCUGCCUGUGGAAUGGUACAGCUGGGCAGCUGCAGUGCCUGGACACCCAGCAUCUGCAGGCCAUGGGCAUCAGUCUACUGCAACUGGGACUAGCCAGGGUUUGUGUGUAUACCUGCCUGGUCUUCGUCCUCUUCCACAUCCCUUUUGUUUUAAAUGUGAAUUCCACAUUUAAAGGGCAGGGAGAGGGAUGGAAGAUGAUUCGCAUCAUACUCUUCAUCAAGAUGAUAAUCCUGUCUGGAGGCCUGGGUAUGUUUCUUUUACAAACCUCACACUGGAUUCACCCCUCUGAUUUCACUGGAGGCUUCCUGGCACUGCUUGGGACUCAGGCUCUGCUACUGCUCCAGAUUCUCACUGUCACUGUGUACCUCAGCUGGACCAAGCACACACAUAUGUGUCAAAACCUGUUAACUGAGGAGGCCCUGCUAACUAAGAUUUGACAGUGAAGAAGAUACAAGAGCUAUUGGUAACAUGAUUUAAAAUUGUAAUCCAUAUACAGCUUUACUCCCUAGCAAAAAUCUGAUUCCCAGUCCAA